AUGCGUAUUUUUCUGCUGAUCGCGUCCUGCCUGGUUGCGUUUUCAGUCGCCAGGGUUCCGCCGCCUGUUGUGGAGCCCUUGGUGGACUACCAUGAAACCGUAGGAAUUCCUCUCGCAACGAGGAUCAAGGAGGCCGAGGAUGCGAUCAUGGUAGGGGCAGACGGCGAGGUGACAGAUAUAAGGAUUGUUGGUGGAGUUGUCGCGCCGGUCAACGCUCAUCCUUACUUGGCAGGUUUAAUCAUCACUUUUGUGAACAUCGCGGGAACAUCUGCUUGUGGCUCGUCGCUCAUCUCCGCCAACAGACUCGUUACAGCAGCACACUGCUGGUAUCAUUCACUGCAAGCCAAUCAGUUCGUCGUGGUACUCGGCUCUCAGUACCUUUUCUACGGCGGCACUAGGAUUGCUACCUCUACGGUCAUCACGCACCCCCAGUACUCUCCCAGCACAUUAGUCAAUGACAUCGCUGUGAUCUAUCUUCCAACAAGCGUGUUCUUCUCUGCGAGUAUUCAACCCAUCGCGCUGCCUAGUGGCACCCAGUUGUGGGACUCGUUUACCGGCGAGUGGGCUACCGCCGCUGGCUAUGGCAAAACAAAUGACCAGCAAACUGGUGUAUCAGUUUCGUCUGUAGUGAGCCAUGUCAUCUUACAAGUGAUCACGGUUCAGCAAUGCCAGGCAGUGUUCGGCUCCUGGGCUACAGCGAACAACAUCUGUACGAACGGUGCCGGUGGAGUUGGCAUCUGUGGAGGAGACUCUGGUGGUCCUCUGGUUGUUUACCGAAACGGACAGAAUAUUUUAGUCGGCAUUAGUUCAUUCGUAGCGAACAUCGGCUGCCAACUUGGUUAUCCAUCUGCUUUCACCAGAGUUACCAGUUUCUAUAGCUUCAUCAUACAACAUAUGUGA
Messenger RNA from Parnassius apollo (apollo), 900 nucleotides. NCBI's taxonomy places the organism in Eukaryota, Metazoa, Arthropoda, Insecta, Lepidoptera, Papilionidae. The record is from the annotation of a GenBank genome assembly.